Molecule: messenger RNA, 1754 nt
Organism: Microtus ochrogaster (prairie vole)
Lineage: Eukaryota; Metazoa; Chordata; Mammalia; Rodentia; Cricetidae
Exons: 3
Coding region: 1-666 (221 amino acids)
Source: RefSeq, a predicted model, not a curated record
AUGGUCCUCUGGGCCGGCCAGAUCGCCCUUCCUCCGCCCUUUGUCCGGGUAACUGGCCCGGGUCUCCGCAGGCUGGCUUCGGGGAGCCAAAUCAGGAGGCGCUGGGCGCUCGGCGAGUCCCGGGUGCUACUUGUUGCAUUUCUGCAGAAAACUGUUUCUUCGGAUGAGCGUCGGAGGCGGGAGGAGCGAGCAAGAGUUGGUGCUUUUUGUUUGCUCUGGACUCCGGAGAGCUGGAUUCCCUGGCGCGGAUUCUCCCCGCCAAGCGGAUUCCCCCACUGCAGGCGGGAUCCCUUCCAAGAGCUGCUGGGGUGCGGCUUGGCUGCUGAGCACCGGCCGCUAGGCCUGCGUCUCCGGCGCCUGCUCGUUCGGCGGUCCGGGGAGACUCCGAGCGCAGUCGAAGGGGGCAGCCUGGGGGCCGCGCAGGCUGCGUCCGGAAGGGACCCACGUCGGCAAGGAGCUAGCAAACCCGGCGGAAAUUCGUUCUUCCCACACUCUGCCCCCCGGGGGAUGCAGGCGGAGAAAGAGACGGCGGAGGCAGGACAGACCCUGGCUGGGGGAGGAGGAAACACUAAGUGGCUCCGCGUCUGGUCAGCCCCAGCCCGGACGCCAAGCCAGUUUGCCGGCGGCUUCGGAGCAGAGGGAGUGCGCCUCCUCUUAUCCAUUUAACCUACUCUUCCCGGUGCCACCCUGCGGGAGGUUGAGGCAGCACCGAUUCCCCCAGCAUUCUGCAGGGGAACCAAAGUUGCCUGCGGAAGGCCUUCGAUAGACUAUUGUCAGUAGACGCCAGCUCAUUCCUUUGAAAGUGUUUUAAGUUUCUAGUGUCCUUUUGCUAGAGUCAAAGGAGAGGCACCGCCCCUUUCAGGUUUCUAACCUGAAUAUCCGCUGGAUCCCACUGUGGUAAAGUCCAUGAAGAAAGUUCAAGUGAGACGCCACAGUGAUUGUGUCAGGGCCAGAUUUGGCGAUUCGGUCCGAUUAAUUUUCCUGCAGUCUUAAAGCCCUUGAAGUAGGCCCUGAUCGUAUGCCUGUAUACAAUAACCUGCACAGAUUCCUGGGAAAUUGUUUCCUGAAGGGCCCUCCUGCUUUGUGCCUGAGCGUGCAGCGAUCUUGAAAGUUUUCAGGCUCCAAUCUGCUCAGGCCUGGGUUCAUCGGGGGAAAAUAAUAACACUUAUUAACAAUACAGAAUAGGUGGCCAUUUUGUCGACGGUUCCGUUUAGGAGCAUCUCAUGAUGAAUAAAAACAAGCAAGAGAUAGUCACCACCGUUGCUUGUUAUUUGUUUAUGCAAACCAACUUUUUGAAAACAGCCCUUCCCUCAAGGUGUUCAGAAACUGCCGGUUAUUAGAUUUACGCUUUGCUGGCAGUGUGGAAAAUCAGAGUGCAUAGCCUCACUUCAGGAGGCUGACCAUCCAAUGGGAAGGGAGGGGUCCUCACAGGUCAAAUAAGAAAAUGAGCCAGCGAGGAGAGAAAUCUAGAAAGUUUCAAAGGAUUUUAGUCACUCCAGCAUUUCGUUGUCUUGUUGAGCCAUUUAGCAAGGGGAGGGAUGGAGGCAUGAACCUGGCAGGGUAGUCAGUGAAGACUUCAUGGUGAGGCGGUGACCCCGACUUUGCAGGGAGAUGGGUGUUAGAGAAAAAAUGGUGAGACACUAAUGAAGUACAUCCAGUUUACUGUGGUUCAUUUCAAAUAAAAGGCAAACUUGAGACACAGGUGUCUGCUUUAUUAACAUGAAAUGUGAAGUUUAUUUUUCAGUUUAUUGUGA